CUCCUUUUGACUUCAUCAUCUCAUGAGAAAAGAAAAGUGGGCUAAGAUGGUGGGUGAACAACCAUUCCUUGGAUGGCGGUCCCCCGGAACAGGCACACGCUGUUUGGUCCAUUGACUGGCACUCACGAGCGCCAACCUCUCAGGGAACAAUUGGGACAGGAAGUGAGCAAGGAAAGUUUCUUUCACUCACAGGAAGCCUGGCAAAGUCGACAGUAGCUCCAGAGACAAACACACUCAAAGAGAUACGCACACUCUUCAAGACAGGAGUUUUUUAACUGAAGAAAUAAAAUAACCCCAAUAUGCCCAAUUGGGUUUCCUUUGUUUGGCUAACUUCCUGCAGAUGAGAGCAGAUACAGCAGAAUCGGAUAUUUCACCACUUCCUUCUUCUGAAAUAUUGCGGGGCUUUGGUUACUCACAUCAGCACCUGGUAUUCUUCUUAUCUUCUUAUUCUGCUUCCCACGCCGCACAGCCACAUAACCCAGAAGGACACAGAAAAAAGAAAAUGAACGACUCACUCGCCAAUACCUCCAUCAAGUGCGUCCUUGAUAUCAGCGUGACCUCGGUCGUGUUCCCCGCCCUGUACAGCAUCCUCUUCAUACUCGCCCUUCUGCUCAAUUCAGUGGCGGCAUGGAUCUUCUUCAGCAUCCCCAGCAAGUCCACAUUCAUGGUUUUUCUGAAGAAUGUGGUGGUGGCUGAUUUGUUAAUGACCUUGACCAUCCCCCUGAGGGUCUUAAGCGACGCCGGCGUGGGUGCGGGUCCUCUGCGGGCCUUCCAUUGCCGUUACUCAGCCGUUCUCUUCUACAUCACCAUGUACAUCAGCAUCAUCUUGCUCGGCCUCAUCAGUAUGGACCGCUACCUGAAGAUAGUCAGGCCCUUUGGCAAGGGGCCCCUGCAGCGGGUCUGGGUGGGCCAGGCCCUGAGUGUCACUGUGUGGGUGGUCAUGUUGUCUUUAGCACUGCCCAAUGUGAUUCUAAGUGACCAACCGCCAAAGUACUCUAGCGGACGCAUCAAGUGUACCUCGAUGAAGAGCCGGGCCGGCUUAUUUUGGCAUGAAGGAUUCAACUACUUCUGUCAGGUGAUCUUCUGGGGAACGUUGGCCCUGAUGGUGUUCUGCUACACAUUCAUAAGCAAGAAGGUGUAUGAAUCAUACAAAGCCUCAAAAAGCAGCUCUGGGGCAGCCACCCGCAAAACCAAAGCCAAAGUCUUCGUGGUGGUUGCCGUCUUCUUUGUCUGCUUCGCCCCCUUCCAUUUUGCCCGCGUUCCCUACACUCUGACACAGACCCGCAAUGCCAUCACUCAGUGCCGGGCGAAGAACGGCCUCUUCAUUGCCAAAGAGACCACGCUGUGGCUGUCGGCCACCAAUGUGUGUCUUGACCCGCUCAUUUACCUGUUCCUGUGCAGUGUGUUUCGGAAGAGACUCACGGCCACGCUCAGAAGAAAGCCUCUCCACAGAGGAGACUCCCCCACUGCCACGUCCACACAGCUGGAUAUGUUGCAAAUGACAAACAAAGUGGUGAAAAAUGAUCCAGCAAAAUAACACAAUGGACCUACCUAACAUGUCCAAUAUGUACAUAUGUCUAAUAUUUUGUAGUUAGAAAUACUGCUUUGAAAAUGGCGGGGACCUUUAAAAAAAAAAAAAGAGGGCAAUUGGUCAAGCCUUAAUAUGUUGGCCACUUCUGACAAAACUGCCACUGUGGCAACAUCCAUGCUACUCUAUUCUGGGUCACCAUUGUUCACAAGCAUUUAGUUUAAUUUAUGUGAUGUCUAAAGCAUGCCUCUUGCUGCCUUUACAAAGGAUGCUGAUUGGUUUGUUCAUUUAUUUAACAGUAUUGAUGUAAAGGGAACGUAUUAUAGAAAACUGACUUUUUCAUUGGCUGUGUAGACAUAUGUGGGUCUCUGGAGUGCCACGUAGUAUGUGCACGCAACUUAAUUUUCCAACAUUUUCAGAAACUUAUCAUAAAGUAAGCCAUUCAGGUUUUGGCUCUUUUGUGACAUCACAGGCAUUCAAAUAAUACCAUGAAGAGAAGCAAAAUACACAAACCGACGAUUGUGUCAACAAACAAAAGAAACUGUUGGCUGCACGUAUUAGCAUUAGCUACGGAAUUGCAACACAUAAGGAUGAGAUCAAAUUACAUAUUAGUAGAUCACAACUUCAGGUACCACAGCCACACUCUAUACUCCAGAGCAGAAAUGGGUGGGAUGAACACCGGCUCAUUGGCAUGAGACUGGACCGACCCCAAAAUUGACUGAUUUUAACAGGGUAUUUAAGUGAGUGAAAAGUGUGCUGUAAUUCUUGAACGUUCAAGUAUUUUGAUCAAAGUAUGUCACUUUUUAUGAAAGACAUCCAAUACAGCUAUUUCAAUUUGUGUAAAAACAGCUAAAUAAAGCUCAGCAAGUUGGAUAUUUGAAAUCAACACGAGCUUCAUGGAUAAAUAGAUGCAACAAACAGUGCGGGAGAUCAUGACAGUGCAACAGUGACCACGCUGUUCCUGCCACACAACACAAAUGUUUGCCAAGUCAUUGGAUGCAUGAUGUCAAGCGCACUCAAUGUCGUUGUCAACUUCCUGAUCUCUAAUCUCCUUGAAUUGACACUUCUCCCUCUGUAAACUCCCAAAAAAACCAACUAUUUAUUCAGCACUUACUGCUAACUGCUCCUGCUAAGCAAACUCACUGCUUACUGGCGAGAAAAAAAUGCACCAUUUUAUGUUUUUUUUUCCCCAAUGAUUUUUAUGUUUCUAGUUCACACAGAAUAGGGGAAACAAACACCGACAAUUGGAUUGGAUUAGAGAAAACUUUAUUGUCAAAUGUAGUGUAUGUGGAACAUACGGCACAGAUGAAAUUUCUUCCCUCUCAACAUAAAACAAGAGGAGCCGCUGCGGAUGUCUAUCAAUUGUGCCUAAUCCGAAUAUUUUUCGCCUUAUAGAUAAAAGUCAGCAGAUGCCAGAUUGCCGAAUGUCUCUAAAAACAACUCCUCUGGUGUAGAUUGUGUUAAAGAGUAAUUUUUCUACCCCGGUUGGUUGGGGUCCAACAAUGAUAAAAGUUAAACCUGAUCAAUAUUUACGAUCGCAAUAUCUUGUGUGUGUACAUCCCCACGAUUGUCAAUAAAGGUAUCAUACUUUUUUCUUUCCAGCACCACUUUCUCCCUGAACAAUUUUUAGGGAAUUUAUUAACUACUUGUGGAAGGAUUAAUGUUACCAUUCAUGUGAUAGACAAUCAUGUCUGCAACUGCAUGUAGACUUGAUUAAUGUAUCGUAAUUAUGAAUUAUAAUCUUCCUCCAUUCCACCCCGUAUUGGAUUGACUGCAGAGGCUGUUAUUUGGUCAGGAAAUUAACGAGCUAUUCGCCACGGGCGGUGACGCAGUUACUGGAGCCAGAGGAAAGGCCAUUUGUCACCCACCGAUUAAAUUCUCUGACGGCCGCGACAGUGAGUUAUGAGAAAUUCAAAAUGACAUUCAUGGAAAUUAAAUCAACUCUGUGAUAGCGUUGAUUGGCACCGCAUGCACGGACGCAAAUCGGGGUCAGGGAAGAGUCAAGCCAGGUAGAGGGAAGUGGCAGGAGGCCUGACACUUUCACAUUACUGGCUGCUUGCUUAUUGAGCUUGCGUGUCCCUGCAUGGCUGAAGCAAAAUGGAACAAUGUCUGUGUUCAGUGGUUCUUAAAUAUGGGUCCCUGGAAGCCCUGGGAAUAAAUUUCAUCUGUGCUGUAUGUUACACAUACACUACAUUUGACAAUAAAGUUCAUCCAAUCCAAUUAUUAGCUAUGUUGUAUAAUAUAAAAAAGUUCAAACCUAUGUAUGGGCAUUCGAAUCCAAAACCAAUUGUUCCUCUCUACCUUAGCUUUGGGCCAAUCUACUCAAUCAUGACAGCUGUUUUCAAAGUAGAGUCAGUGGACUGCAAAGGGCCAUGGGUGACAGAUGGUCCCAGCAUACACCAGAGGUCCAGGCAUCCACAGAUCAUGAACAGAAUCUGUUUCGAGAAAUAUGUCAUGGAUAACACAAAUUGUACUAUGCGUUGAAGUAAUUUGAUUGUCAUAAAGUUGUCAAGUUUAUAACACUGUUCAAAUGUUAAUUGGCAAGCCAUGGCCAAGGGAAUGAAUAAUAUGUCUCAAUAAAUUGCAAAGCCUUACAGAUGUCAAA
This is a messenger RNA of Hippocampus zosterae (dwarf seahorse), 4133 nucleotides long. It is a transcript of the gene p2ry13, whose product is annotated as purinergic receptor P2Y13. The record is from RefSeq and is a predicted model, not a curated record. Gene Ontology annotation, biological process: negative regulation of adenylate cyclase activity; G protein-coupled receptor signaling pathway. Gene Ontology annotation, cellular component: membrane. Gene Ontology annotation, molecular function: G protein-coupled purinergic nucleotide receptor activity. Lineage: Eukaryota; Metazoa; Chordata; Actinopteri; Syngnathiformes; Syngnathidae.